AUGGUACGCGUCCUCGCAGCGAGUUUGGCUCUUCUGACGGCCGUCGUCGUUGCCGCCGGGAACGCAACCCGUGGUGUGUGCUACGACACGUACGACAUCGACCACAUCGACCAGCACUUCGCGACGAUCAAGGAGCGCUUUACGGCCGUGCGAACCUUCCAGUCCAUCGCCAAGGGUGUCAACGUCAUCGACGCUGCGGCCAAGGCCGGGCUCCAGAUCGCAGCCGGUGUGUGGAUCCGAGCCAACUACACGGCCGACCUGCAAGCCGCGAUUGACGGCGCGCGUCGCCACCCGGACGCGGUCCACGCGAUCUUCAUGGGCAACGAAGACCUCUUCCACAACGCCAUGUCGGUCGAGACCGUCGUGGCCAAGGUGCACGAGGCCAAGGAUCGUCUGCGCCAGGCAGGCCUCGCCCACAUCAAGGUCGGGUCGGUGCAAAUGGACGGGGACUGGCUUCGUGCUCCAGCGCUGGUCGCGGCCUGUGACGUCGUUGGCGUCAACAUCUACGCCUUCUUUGGCGGCGCGUCCAUCUCGUGGACCAACCCGGUCAUGGACCUCGACGCCCGCUGGAAGAACCUCGUCCGCCUCUACGGUCCGGAUAAGCUCACCAUCACGGAAACGGGCUGGCCCCACGACGGUGGCAACAACGGCCCGCACAUCUCGAACCGCGAGAAUGCGAUCGCGUACUACCAGUCCUUUGUGCAGUGGACGCAGCGCGGCAACGGCGGCGCGCUGCCCUACUACUUUAUGUUUCACGACAACCCGAGCAAAGGCGGGUUCGAGGCCAACUUUGGGCUUGCCGGCGUCGACGGGCGCUGGAAGUUUGACCUUGCAGCGCCGUUUACCGGGCCCCGUACUUUCUCGAUCGUGUCCAGCCACGGCCAAAGCGUCGGCGCGCUUCACGGAGGGCUCCGCGCGCACCAAGCAGCGUCGCCACCGUCGGCCGACGACCUCUGGCAGCUCCGCGGGGACGUCCUCGUCAACCAAGGCGGCCAGCAACCCUGCCUAGACGUGUCCCGCAAUGGUAACAACAACAACCAGCUGACCGUCGCUCUGUAUCCGUGCACCGCCAACAACGCCAACCAACGGUGGCGCCAAGAAGCGUCGCGACUCGUACAUGCCACAUAUGGCGUCUGCCUCGAUGUGGACCCCACCCAAGGCAACAAGGUGCAGGUCUUCGCCUGCGUCAACGACGCGCCCAACCAGCGCUUCUCGUUUGUCUAA
This is a messenger RNA of Saprolegnia parasitica CBS 223.65, 1224 nucleotides long. RefSeq lists its product as hypothetical. The record is from RefSeq and is a predicted model, not a curated record. Bases 1 to 1224 code for a protein of 407 amino acids. Lineage: Eukaryota; Oomycota; Saprolegniomycetes; Saprolegniales; Saprolegniaceae. The transcript has a single exon.